Molecule: messenger RNA, 1641 nt
Organism: Bombus huntii
Lineage: Eukaryota; Metazoa; Arthropoda; Insecta; Hymenoptera; Apidae
Gene: robl
Product: dynein light chain roadblock-type 2
Exons: 3
Coding region: 468-761 (97 amino acids)
Biological process (GO): microtubule-based movement
Cellular component (GO): cytoplasmic dynein complex; centrosome; cytoplasm
Molecular function (GO): dynein intermediate chain binding
Source: RefSeq, a predicted model, not a curated record
GAAUAAAUGGAGAGAUAUAAUUAUUGGCAACUUUCGGUUCGAUAAUAGCAAGUAACAAAUAAUUUAUUUCAUAAGCAAAUAAACUAGAAGAAUUACAAGAGAAAUUACAAAUAUUACGAAUUCAAUAGUACUUUCGAGUUUAAAGAAUCAUUUACGAAGAAAAUAUACCUAUACGAAGAAAAGAAAGUUCGAAAUUAAAUUAAAAAUUUAAGUAAUUAGAAUACGAUUGGCUGAGAUGCCUUUCGGUGGGCAACUCUUAUUGGAUGAUCAUUUCACCACCUGAUGGUCGAUACAAAAAGUGAUCGCGCAGCCACAAUCUCAUUGAAAACGUACCAUGGUCGUAUACACGAUCGUGGGCGGUACGAUCCAAGUGACGUUUUGUCAAUACCAAAUUCGUUACAACUUAUUAUUACGAAUUUUAUAAUUAACACUAUAUUACACAUAGUAUAAAUUGAUACGUUUAAGAGAUGGCACAAGAGGUAGAAGAAACUAUGAAACGUAUUCAAUCGCAUAAGGGAGUGGUUGGAACAAUCGUAGUUAAUGCAGAAGGUAUCCCAAUUAAAUCUACGUUGGAUAACACUACGACAGUUCAAUACGCAGGAUUAAUAAGCCAACUGUCAGACAAAGCACGAUCUGUAGUAAGAGAUUUGGAUCCAACCAAUGACCUUACUUUUCUCCGCAUUCGUAGUAAGAAACAUGAAAUUAUGGUGGCUCCGGAUAAAGAAUUUAUACUUAUAGUAAUACAGAAUCCAGUCGAUUGAUAACCAGAAGAAAUACUAAUAUGUAAGAUAUAUGCUUUGCUAAUUGUUAAUGAAUUAUUUUAUAUAGCACAUUUUAUUUUAUAUAAUGCCAUCUUUAUAAUACUAAUGUCAAGGACGAGAUAAUUUUUUAUUUAUAAAUUAAUGGUAGAAAAUGUGUUUUGUAAUGCCAUUACCGAGUAUUGAAGUUACAAGCACUGCGGAACAAUUAGACUUAAACAUAAUUAAAUCACCCAUGUAAGCAGAAAAUCUUAUAAUUAAAUUAUUAUUUAUUAACAUAAGAGAUAAUAUGAUUAAAAACAUUUGCGUUAUGUGAUUAACACUUUAUGCUGUUGUUUCAAAUAAAUUUGAGUUACUUGAAAAUUUGAUAAAUUUUUAUAUUCGCUUAAGAAAUAGUUUCACCAUUGUAUAUUCAAGAGUGCUUUUAAGUAUAUUUUGCAUUUUUCUAUGUACGUGUACAUGUGUGUAAAAUUUUAAUUAAUAUCUGAUAUAAAAAGAUUUAUAAUACAUAAAUAUUUAAGGCAUAGAAAUUGUUGAUUUUAUUUAUUAUAAAAGCGUAUAAAAUACAUAGAGUGUACACAUGACAAAAAACUUAACUAAAUACUUAAUCUAAUAUUGUUAUAAUUUCUGAGCUUGUCAUUUUAUUUUUAUAUAUUUGCGAAUUUUAAGUACUUAUAUAUAAAAUUCAUUAUACGAUACACACACACACACACAUAAUUGUAGAGAAUACAAUAAAAAUUGUAUGAACGAUAUACUAGAUGUAAUAUCAAAAUUAUUUACUCAGAUAAUUUCUUCAGCUUUGAAAUUCAUACCAGGUACAAAUAGAUUUAUAAAAAUAUAAAAAAUACGAUUGAUAAAAAUAAAUGAUUGUUAGUAAGAAUGA